AUUAAAAAGAUUGACAAAAACAAUAGGAUCUUGUUGUCAUUAAGACUUCAGUCUGUCAGUGAAGUGGGAGAUAAGUCCAUGGAGGAAAAAGAUCCUAUUAGUCAUGACCAUGGUUGUGCAAGUUCAGGUGAUGUCAAGAAAGUCAUAGAUCUCUAUAAUCGGGGAGAAGAAGCCAUAGAGUACCUCAACCUAUAUCUUAAAAAAGCUAAACAAGUAGGAGACAAGCAUGGGGAGGGUAACGCUUAUGGCAGUCUUGGCAAUGCUUAUCACCGUCUGGGUGAUUUCAAAAAAGCCAUAGAGUACCACAACCUAGCUCUUAAAAUAGCUAAAGAAGUAGGAGACAAGCAUGGGGAGGGUGGUGCUUAUGGCAAUCUUGGCAAUGCUUAUGACAGUCUGGGUGAUUUCAAAAAAGCCAUAGAGUACCACAACCUAGAUCUUAAAAUAGCUAAAGAAGUAGGAGACAAGCAUGGGGAGGGUAGUGCUUAUGGCAAUCUUGGCAAUGCUUAUCACAGUCUGAGUGAUUUCAAAAAAGCCAUAGAGUACCACAACCUACAUCUUAAAAUAGCUAAAGAAGUAGGAGACAAGCAUGGGGAGGGUAACGCUUAUGGCAAUCUUGGCAAUGCUUAUCGCCGUCUGGGUGAUUUCAAAAAAGCCAUAGAGUACCACAACCUACAUCUUAAAAUAGCUAAAGAAGUAGGAGACAAGCAUGGGGAGGGUAAAGCUUAUGGCAAUCUUGGCAAUGCUUAUAAGAGUCUGGGUGAUUUCAAAAAAGCCAUAGAGUACCACAACCUAAAUCUUAAAAUAGCUAAAGAAGUAGGAGACAAGCAUGGGGAGGGUAACGCUUAUGGCAAUCUUGGCAAUGCUUAUCGCCGUCUGGGUGAUUUCAAAAAAGCCAUAGAGUACCACAACCUAGAUCUUAAAAUAGCUAAAGAAGUAGGAAACAAGCAUGGGGAGGGUGGUGCUUAUGGCAAUCUUGGCAAUGCUUAUGACAGUCUCGGUGAUUUCAAAAAAGCCAUAGAGUACCACAACCUACAUCUUAAAAUAGCUAAAGAAGUAGGAGACAAGCAUGGGGAGGGUAACGCUUAUGGCAAUCUUGGCAUUGCUAAUAAGAGUCUGGGUGAUUUCAAAAAAGCCAUAGAGUACCACAACCUACAUCUUAAAAUAGCUAAAGAAGUAGGAGACAAGCAUGGGGAGGGUAACGCUUAUGGCAAUCUUGGCAAUGCUUAUCACAGUCUGGGUGAUUUCAAAAAAGCCAUAGAGUACCACAACCUAGAUCUUAAAAUAGCUAAAGAAGUAGGAGACAAGCAUGGGGAGGGUGGUGCUUAUGGCAAUCUUGGCAAUGCUUAUUUUAGUCUGGGUGAUUUCAAAAAAGCCAUAGAGUACCACAACCUAAAUCUUAAAAUAGCUAAAGAAGUAGGAAACAAGCAUGGGGAGGGUGGUGCUUAUGGCAAUCUUGGCAUUGCUUAUGAGAGUCUGGGUGAUUUCAAAAAAGCCAUAGAGUACCACAACCUACAUCUUAAAAUAGCUAAAGAAGUAGGAGACAAGCAUGGGGAGGGUAACGCUUAUGGCAAUCUUGGCAAUGCUUAUUUUAGUCUGGGUGAUUUCAAAAAAGCCAUAGAGUACCACAACCUAGAUCUUAAAAUAGCUAAAGAAGUAGGAAACAAGCAUGGGGAGGGUGGUGCUUAUGGCAAUCUUGGCAUUGCUUAUAAGAGUCUGGGUGAUUUCAAAAAAGCCAUAGAGUACCACAACCUUGAUCUUAAAAUAGCUAAAGAAGUAGGAGACAAGCAUGGGGAGGGUAAAGCUUAUGGCAAUCUUGGCAAUGCUUAUUUUAGUCUGGGUGAUUUAAAAAAAGCCAUAGAGUACCACAACCUAGAUCUUAAAAUAGCUAAAGAAGUAGGAGACAAAUUCGUUGAGGCAGUGGCUUACUAUUCAUUAGGAUGCGUUUUUGAGUUGCAAGGUGGACUGCCAAAAGCCGUUGAACAUUACCAAGCUAGCAUAACCUUAUUCAAUUCCUUGAGAGUACUUUUAAAAUUUAAAGAUGAGUGGAAAGUUAAUUUUCGAAAUCAGCAUCAAAUGGCGUAUACGGGUUUGUGGAGAGUUCUCGUAGAACAAGGUAAUGUAGAUGAAGCCUUAUUUGUUGCUGAGAAAGGACGAGCUCAAGCUCUAACCGACCUCAUGGAAUCCAGUUUUCGUGGUGGAACAAGUCACCAUAAGGGAGAAGAUGAAGAUUGCGCAGGUUUAAAAAACGUUCCAUCAAACACUGUCUUUCAGGCAGUGGACCAAACUGACAUCAAUCUUUGGGUUGUGUCCGAAGGAAAACAAGUUCAGUUAAGACAAAGUAAAUUCAAUGGUUCUGUUUCAGUUUCCUUUGAGUCGUUCAUGCACGAUGCCUAUAGGCAACUUGGUGUUCGUUUUAAUGUGAGAUGCGAGAAUCGAUCUCUGGAUGCUUUGAGGGAGAACCGGUCAGAAGUGGAUGAGGAAAUUAAAGAAGAUAACCCUCAACUUCCCAUCCAACAAGAUGAAUGCUUAAGCACUUUGUAUGAUACCGUUAUGAAGCCGGUGGCUGACUUGCUUGAAGGGGAUGAGCUCCUCAUUAUUCCCGAUGGACCCCUUUGGCUCGCUCCUUACGCUGCAUUGAAGGAUGGUAAUUCCAAAUACCUGUGUGAAUCGUUCAUAAUUCGACUCGCUCCAUCUUUAACAAGUCUUAGACUCAUUGCCGAUUGCCCCGAUGAUUAUCACAAAAGCAGUGGUGCGUUACUUGUAGGAGAUCCGUGGGUAGCCGAGGUUACUGAUGGCAAGGGAAAGAAAGUCUUCGAGCAGCUUCAGUGUGCUAAAGAAGAAGUAGAAAUGAUCGGAAAAAUUCUGAAUAUUAAGCCAAUCACUGGCAGACAAGCCACGAAACGUGAGGUGUUGAAAAGACUCAGUUCCGUUUCCUUAGUUCACUUUGCGGCACACGGAUGUAUGGAAACUGGCGAAAUUGCUCUUACACCUGACCCAGACCGAAUAUUUACUGUGCCAACGGAGGAGGAUUACAUUUUAACAAUUGGAGAUGUGCUGAAUGCUCAACUUCGGGCCAAACUUGUUGUGCUUAGUUGCUGCCACAGCGGCCGGGGCGAGAUCAAGGCUGAAGGUGUGGUUGGCAUUGCGCGCGCUUUUAUGGGGGCUGGUGCUCGGUCUGUUGUGGUAUCCCUGUGGGCGAUUGAUGACGAGGCUACUCUUGAGUUCAUGAAAUACUUUUAUCAACAACUUGCAGGAGGUAAACCAGCAAGCGAGUCACUGAACCUGGCCAUGAAAAUCCUCAGAGAAUCAGACAAGUUCUGCGACAUCCAACACUGGGCGCCCUUUUUGCUGAUUGGAGAUGACGUCACUCUUGACUUCAUGGCAAAGGAAAGAGAAAAUUUGAAUAUGAAAUCACAUAAAUGAAAACUUUUUAUUUCAUCUCAAAAUGAACGACGAAGGAACUCGGAAGGUUUAAAUCCUUCUCUAUUUUGGCGCUUUUUGGCUAUUUUUCAUUACUUUUCACUUUUUUGUUAAAUGGAACUUGAGAUGUGUGACUUUACUUUGGUGAAGAAAUAAAACAGACUAUUUCAGUAUAUUUUGUUCAGUGGAAUUGCUAUUUUUUUACCUUUACAAAUUUAGAUGCUUGCGAAGAGAACAAGAUGCAACAAGGCUUCUGUUGUUAAUGCCUGAAGUUGUUGAAGGCGACUACGAGGUUUUCGUUUCGCCAAAAUGACACUCAGAUCUAUUCCUUUAUUGUAAUCAGUUGUGUGUAAAAUAAUUUAAAGGUUUUUUUCUUGUACACAACCAGGAGCUUGUCCACCGCGUUUUAAUUACGUUGAUACUCUUAGCUUUUGAUAAGCAAAGAAACAGUUUGUCAUUUGCAAAAGGUGGCGAAAUUUUAAUUUAAAAAAUGUGAUUUGCAAAAUUCGCAGCCAUAUGUGAAUUGAUCUUAAUGGUUUUUCUACGUCAUAAAUUACUUUGUUGCAAUUUGCAAUUAUCUUUGCAAAAAAAAUUGAUUAUCAUUUUCAACUUUUUUUCAAUUCAUUUUAAUGCAAUCUAAUUCCAUCAGUGCCAAGAUUGCCAUUCUAAGCUUAAUUUGAAGAAGUAAUCAUCAGAGAUGAUGUUGUUGAAUUUACUGACCAUAUGUUAGAGACAUUAGACCUACUCUCAGGGGUGUGGCCAGCCUCUAGUCCCGUGGGCCCGGCCUACAAUUGUUUUCCGCCCACUUGACUUUUCUAAUAUGACUCUUACAAAUGUUGAAACAAAAAUUGAAAUUUCCCAGGAAAAAGGCCUACAACAAGUCAAAGAGCUGACUACAACGGCCUGCUUUCAAUCAAACGAGUUUGAUGAAUUUUAGUCCGUUUUAUCAAACACUCAUCUGUUUGUUUUAAAAAACCACGACAGACAAAUUGUCCAUGUAAUCUAAACAAGGAAAUAGCGAAGCAGAGUUUACUUUAACUGAAGUUUCCAUAGCUGUGACUUUUAAUGUAUGUGACAUGGAAUUUGUUGUUUCUAGUAGGAAAAUGUUUACGCUAAUAAAUUAGGGAAACAGUUGAAGUAAGCCAUGUAGUCCUCAAUGGGAAUUAUUCUAGUGAAAAUGUUUAUGAAUAAAUGUAAAUGUAGUCCGCAGUAAAAAGGUUGACGGCUUCAGGAUAAAACUUGCAUUUUUUUGAAAAUUUCCAGUUCAAAUUUUUUUCAUGGCUUUAAAUUUACCUUAGUAUAAUUUGAAGAUGUCGGAUGAUAUCUUUCUUAGAUUUAAGAAUUUAUACUUAGGUAUUCCGAGCACGCUUUGUGAUUAGAACCCGUUAUGUGGUCAAAAGUUUAAGGUAUAAUGUAUCACGGCUGUUUUAAAAGAAAUUUUUGUAAAAUCAAUCUUAAUUUUUGGCAGGUUUUCAUAACUACCAUUGGUAUAUGCUGGUAUAAAAUGUAAUAGUUAACCUCGCACACGGUUGAAUAUGAUGUAACGUAGGAUUUUAACAACAAGCUGGGACAGUUUUAACUAAAUAUGCUUUUUAUAAUGUCAGUGUAUUUUGUGUGAAUUGUUUUGAUGCUAUUUGUAUUUAAAGUUGAAGCUAUUUGUCCAUUUACCUUAGUUUUUAUUCAUUAACUCAUUAACUUCCAAGUUCUGAAGAAAAAUUCUCCCAACUGAUAAGAAAGUGUUUCUUUGUUGCUUCAUUCUGAGAACUCGAUGAAACAUAACGUUUCUAGUGAAAAAUAAUCCUCCAGUUUAGAUUUUCUCUAAUUCUUAUUGACACCAUGUUUGUCGGUGCAUUAAUUUUGUGAGGAGAAUUUAAAUUAUGAUCAGUCUUGGGAAUAAAUGGGUUCAUUUUAGUGUCUUUGUUUAGCGCGUACUUUACUUAAUGCCGUGAACAAUUUAUUGCAGUUUGUAUUGUACUUUUUUUUGUGUAAGAGAAAUAGAGAGUGUAUAAAAUACAAAAACUGCGUUGAUUUUCAUUUUCUGUCUCCAUAUUCUAAGGAUUCGCGUGAGAUGUAGGGAGAACAGAUCCUACGGGGACUUCAAUGCUUAUUUUGACCCGCGCGCGCCAAGUUGAUAAUCUUUGCAGCUGACAGUGUACUAACAUUCCACGUUUCAAGCCCCCACCCACUUAACAAACGCUCGUCGACUCUUCGAUUGCGUCUCUUUCACUGUCUACCGUUCUCCAUAUUGUCACACGAUUUUGAAUGCCGACGCACGUGUUCAUACUGUUACCUGUGUGCGCCCUUUUUACCUUUUUACACCUUUUCACAUUUGUGCAUCUCUUUUUUCUCCUUCCUUUUGUUUCUUCCCUUUUUUUCAUCGUACUUUUCCUUUAUUCCCAUUUUUACGCGCACUUCUUUCAUCGCCCUCAACUUUAUUCUUCUACGCGCUUCAUUAGACGCGACUAUCUCCUUGUCUGUUUCAGUUUUCAUUCAUCUCAAUCCUCGCGCAACGUCAGGUCUGUUACAACUCAUAUACCUCCUUACUCCCCCAGAGUAGUUGUUAUUAUGCUUAUUUUGUUCACUUUAGGAUAGUGUCCUCUUAGCAUCAUUUCUGGUAAAAUCUCAAUUUUCCUUUCGACUCAUUCCCAGUCCACAGGGUCUCUCAAUUUUAAGUCUCACUUGCCAGUGUUUGCUCUCCUCAGUCCUCUCAUCACAGUAGCAGCUAGAAAACGAAAGAGUUCCCUCCAAGACUCUACGACAUAAUCGAUGCAUUUUGUUGGAAACGAGUCCUUCAAUGUCCAAAUUAAGGCUUCUUCUAUCAUCUGAUUGGGAAUGGAUCAAACUCUCGCCCAGGGUCCACCUACAUCGCGAAUCCAAGAUGGCAGCAGGCCAAUCCACAGACUUCUCCGAGUCGAUAGCCGCCAUCUUGGAUGUAGACGCAGAGAGGACCUUGAAAAAGAGUUUUGAAUAAACAAAAAUUAAGAAAGGUUAAGUUAUUGUAAUGCUUCCUAAGAGGUAGUCGAUAACAGCCCGAGAGAUUCAUUAUGAGCAAACACGUUUCGUCGGUUAUUAGACUCCAUGUCUCCUUACGUUGUAGAAUAAACUCCUCGAAUACGGACGUCUUUAUGCCCCUCUCCCCCUCCCUUAAAUAGCAAUAUACAUCCCUCUACUGCAACUUUUAUCAUAAUACAGCACAAUACAACAUUAUACCCCUGAGUAGCACUGUAAAUCCGUCAAAUGCAGUAACUGUGCAGCGCAUCACAACAAUAUGAACCCCUAAAUAGAACUAUGCUUCCCUCUACUGAAUUUUAUAUCACCAUACAGCGCUCUAUAAACUAUUGCUCCAAUUUGGCGCGAAAAUAAUUGAGGAUAUUUGUCCGCGGACAUUAUCUAUUCCAAGAUGCCAAAACUGUGAGCUUCGAGGGACAGACAAUGUCCAAGGACAAGUAUCCGAACAUAUUUUCGUGCAAAAUAGAGGCUAUUGUGAUUUUUAUCCUUCAACUAUUUUGCAACGCUCGUGAAAAAAUCUUUAUGAACAGCUCACUGAAUUGAAUUAAAGUUUAAACGAAGACUUAUCGAGGUGGACGUAAGGUUUACAAAUUGGGGAAUAUCGCUUGCGUGAUAUUCUCGGAUAUCACCCAGUAUUAGCUGUGGGAUAUUUAGUCACUUGCUGCGUUUACACCAAUUGCUCGCGGGCAAAAAUAUUUGAUGGAUCAUAAAAAGCAACAUGCACCCCUAGAUAGCACUUUACUUCCCUCUUCCGCAAUUUACAUCACAAUACAGCGCUAUAAAACAACAUAUAUCCUAUACUUCUCUCUUCUGCAAUUUACAUCACUAUACAGCGCUAUACAUCAAUAUGUACCCCUAGAUACCACUGUACUUCCCUCUUCUGCGCCCUACAUCACUAUACAGUGCUAUACAACAUUAUCUACCCCUAGAUAGCAUUAUACUUCUCGGUACUGCAGUUUACAUCACAAUACAGCUCUAUACAACAAUAUGUACCCCUAAGUAACCUUGAUCGGCAUAACAGAAUACAUACAUCGAAAUUUUCCAGCCUCUCGGGCCAUGCUUUGUGUCUUUUUCCAAGGUUCAUUAAAUACUCGAUGAAAACCUUUGCGUCGUUUAAAGAAAACACAGCAUUUUCCAGCGCAGUCAUGACUCAUCUGACGUGAAGACACAGAGAUGGCGAGUUGAUUAAGGCUUUAAGUUUCAAACUCUUAAAGGCGGGAAAUAUUUCUGAAACAAAAUCAUUCACGAUCAUCACUAUUAAUUCUGAAUAAUGGAACUUCGAUUCACGUUUACUUAAGAUAAUACAUUUUACUCCCAUUUUGCCAAUCAUACAAAGAAAUCAAUACACUGAGCAAUACCUUCAACAAGACGCAGCUACACAGUUGUAAAUCUCCAUCCUCAUCCUCAGUAGAACUAUGCCAUCACAAAGGUGUAAUAAUCGCGAAAGAAUAACCGCACUUAAGACCUCCCUAUAUACCAAGGAAUUCGUGCCACUGGAUUCGACAUGUGCCAGUAACCUACCUUCACAUUUAACGUGACGUUCAGCUAAGAUCAGCGAACUGUUUCUUUUUUUCUUCAUUUUAAACGAUUCCAAUCCUAAUAGUGGUAUCAUAUUUGCAUAAGAAUGCUAAUGUCAACUUGAAACUCUGCAUUAAUUUUUUUUGAUGAAAUGAAACACAAAAAACCAGAGAUACCACGUACUUAAAACACUAACCGUUUAAACAUUUUCUUCCACAUGACGCUCUUAACGGGCUCAACGAGCUGCCAAUUCUCUUAAAAUCCGUUUUCGUUCGUGUGAUAGCUUGACUUCUAUUUCGAUUUGACAGUUCAGUUCGACAGUUUGACUGUUAAACCUUAAAUGAAGAUUUGUAGAAUAGAUUUAUGAAUUUGCUUAACGGCGAAUGAAUGCAUUGAAAUCAAAAUUGAUUUUCUCAGCUCAGCUCACUGAACUACAAGUCUGCUGCCAGAUGAUUAACGUGGACGCUAUUUUAGUCCCUUAAAUUUCUCAUUUCUCAAUGCGUCAGCAACUGAAAUUAUAUUCAUGAAACAGGGACGCAUUUUGUGACACAAAUCUUGGCAAUGACUGGUGUAAGCCGCAAAGGUACAACGGACGAUUACUGGUCAUUCUGAUUUUUCGGUUAUUGCUAACGUAUUACUUGUGGUCAUAAGCAUCAUCCUAAGCAGACCCUUGCAAAAGUUUCACCAAAACUGCAGAGACCUGAAGAUUUUCGCUUAAACAAACAACAUUGGAGUAAUAUCAAGAUAAGAAAAAAAAAAUUUUGAUUUUAAUGAAGCCUUUUGAAUUUUCUGAAACACACUUGUAAGUGCAAUGACAGCUGAAUGUUCCUAAUAAAGACGAAAUAACCUUGGCUUUGCUCUCUAAAAUAAUGACUAAAUAUUUAGAAAGCAAUUAUUGUAUGAUUUGAGUGAUCAGUUCUGUAAUGUUUACCCUGAAACGGCAUUUAAAAAAUUGAAAACCAUUUCUAGCUUCCGCACAGAACUUAUGUUGUGCUUCUUGUGUUGUUUCGCUGCUCGUCUGUUUUCGUCCUUUAAAAUGAUAAGUUUGUUUGAGACAUAAAUGUUUUUUUUCUUGAUUUUUAUUUUAGGCCUCUUUUAAGAUAAAGGCGUGAUCCGAAAGAUGAUCACUUAGGUAGAACUUGCAAUUGUGAUCACAGUCUGGAAAAUUUGCGGGCAUGAUCACGGUAAGUCUCCUUCGCAGCCGUGCUGAGACUCGUCACGCAACGUGAAAGUAAGCAGCCGUUCGUCGGGAGGAGCGUUGCGUGACGAGUGCAAGAGACUAGAUAACGCUAUUAUCUCUGCGAGUCGUGACCUUUGUUUUCCCAAAGCGAUUGCCACGUACGAAAAUUUGAAUGGUUUCAAUCUAAUCUAAAAAUUUCUUUGCUAAUGGAGAUCUAGUCUACAUUUCCAUCAGUCUGUUCUAAACGGCGCAAGAUUAGCUUUCAAACGCAGUGAAAUAAUUGUCGCUUGGCUACAACGCCAAAAUCAACGCGCCGCUGGUUGUAUUUUAGUGAAUAUUUGAAAAUAAUAGUGGCUAUGUUAGUACGUGACAAUCUGUUGCUACAUUAAGCGAGAAACAAUAAAGUCCCAUAAAGAAACGUGUGAAAAAUAAAAGUAAAUAAGAGUUGAAAAGAGUUUCGUAAAAUAAAUACUUGCGUAAGAAGUUUUUUUUUUACGAAGAGUGCGUGAUUCGACAUCGAGACAGCGUGAGAACUCGUAAGAAUAGUGGUGCUUCGUGACAAAAGUCACGCAUCGAGCGUGAGACUCACGCUAAAAUUGUUAUUUUUCAUGCAUUUAAGGUUUCUGAUUUGAGCUGUUGAUUUUGAGGUAGAAACUGCUUUUUAGUGAAGUGCAUAGAAAAUUAUCUUUCUAGAUGAAAUUUGGUACGCACAUAUUUUGAGUUAGAGCUUCCAGAAACUUCUUGGAUGUAAUUUGAAGUUAACUUGGGGCGGAAAAUGAUAUGGAUAUCACGCAGUCACUGAAUUGUGGACGUUGAAACAGCUGAGAAAGAAAUUGCUCAGGAUGAUGAUGAAAACUACUUAUAAGGUGAGGUUUACUUUAAGCUUCAGUUACUUUACUGCAAGAACAUGCACCGUGUAUUCCCGCAAUAUAGAUCGUAGCUGAGGCAAAACAGCAUGUAUGACCACCCCGUGGGGUGUGCUUCCUAGUUAUAGGCUGAUGGGGAUGUGCCGCUGGAUAGAGUGGCAUUUUCACGACCAAAUUGACUAUGGACUGUAGCAUUCUAAACAGAGUUAAUUACAAUAAUGGGGUCGCACAUUUUUGAAAUUUUGGGGGUAAGAAAAUUCUAAGAGUGUAGGGAAAUGAAAUGACGGAAAGUUCGCAGUAAGAAGGUCGUUACCAGCGCGUAUUACCAAAAGUGACUAAGAUGGGAUCGAUAAUUAGCCACACAAUAGACUAUAAUGGGGUUGGGGUUCUGAAAGGCCAGCGGCACAUACCCCACAAAAGUUGACUCAAGCAACCCUUCAAUUUAUCUUAAAUAUCUUCAUCUACAGAUGGUUGUGACGUUACCAUCAUGACAGCUUGCCCUGAAAUAGCCACAGAUAUGGAAGUCAGCCAAAAUAAUACUAAUCUGGCCAAGACAACGAAAUCUUUGUUAUCCAGUGGUCUUCAGUUUGUUGUUGCUAUGGUAACUGGUUAGUGCAAUUCCGAACAUGAUUCGUGAUGUUGCUUGUUUCAGGGCCCAAUCCACCGCAUAUCAAUGCAAAAAAAAUGCCGCUGUCCCUUUUUCAGAACAGCUAACAAUAGUGUGGCUGGCUUCGCUGUGUAUUUUCACCGCUGGCUAAGUUGCUGCUUUUCGGAAUGUUCCACAGUUCCCCGGUUACAAGGCAAUUCUAUAUCAGCUCAUGUUUGUUCCUUCAUUCUCGACUCUGGUUCUUCUUUUCACCCUCGCCUUGUGUUGAUACAUCAACCUAUUCAUUUCUAUCAAGUCUUCUUCAUUUUGGGUCAUAAUUUUUUUUCUCGAUAGUAAGUUAUAUUCUUAAAAGUUUAGCUGUAGGAUUUCUAAAUUACAUCUAUGGGCGGCCGUCACCGCAAAAAAUACAAAAAUAUAAUUGGUAGGUAAUCAGUAACAGAUAUGGUCUAAUUGUCUUUUUGAGAACACUUGAUCAUAUCUUAAGAGAUUUAUUUAAAAUACAAAUGGACAAGUCGCCUUUGGUGAAAUGAAAUAUUCAAACAAAAAAUGUUCAUACAAUUCAGGAGCUGUGUAGCCAACCUUGUUGAACUGAUUCAAGAAAAACACGAGUGGCCAAGUGUUAACUGAAAUGGUUCAGUGUCGAAAUGAGAAACGGUUCAGCUUACUGUACUUUGGUUUGAUGACUUGACACAAACGGUUCAGAGUAGUGUGAAAUGGCUUAAGUUAUCGGCAAAUGGUUAAUCGUAAGCCGCAAUGGUUUAGUAUCGGAUCAAUCUAAUCACCGUAAAGUGAAAUGGUUUAGUGUCCCCAAAUGGUUUAGCGUGACCCCAAAUGGUUUAGCGUGUGGUUAAGCGUGACGACAAAUGUUUUUUGGUUUGUUUACAGCAGUUGGUUUACGCCGUAACCGCCAAAAAUACAAAAGGUUCAAGCUUGAAAUUGAAUAGGAUAAGAAUCUAAAAUGCGCCUCAAAACUAUAAAAACUAUAUAGUUUUUUAGGCGCCCUUUAGUUGGUCGUCUUAAAACAAUGAAUCGCUUUAUCACGUUUCCUGGCUAUAGUUCUUACUGUCUAGACGGUAAAUGUGCUGUCGUGUAAAAUGAUGCAUUUUAUCUGUAUUUUUGUUAUUCCUUUUGUUUCAGAUUCUUAUUUUAUAUUGAGGUAGAAAAAUGGGGAAUCGUAAAGUGAAAUGGUUUAGCGUGACCUCAAAUGGUUAAGCGUGACGACAAAUGGUUUAGUACAAACCGAAAUGGUUUAGUGUUACAACAGUUGGUUUACGCCGUAACCGCCAAAAAUACAAAAGGGAAAUAGACAAGUCAAGCUUGAAAUGAAAGAGUCUAUGUUGGGUCUGACGUCACAACCUACGUCAUUCAGAUCGAAUUUGGCGCGAAAUUCGCCAGAACGAGGUAUUCGCCACGCCGUCCACUCGACGUUUAACACAGGAACAAAUUAUUUCUGUAGCCUCGUCUACGAGACUCAGAGAGCCUCACUCCGGUAAUAACCUUUUUCACAUUUGUCUAUUUUAGCUUUUUAGCGAAUAAAUUUAUGCCCUCAUCAUCUUGCCGCAAUAUCAGUAAGUAAAUGGUAUUUCGGAUGAAACUGUUUUUAUCGAGCUGCUGAACGUUCAGUAGCUUAAUAAUCAGUUACUGAAAAUGAAAGUGAGUUUAAACUUAUAUUUCACAAUGAUAUAUUUUCCUAUCGUUUCAAAGCAUAUAUUUGUUUUAUGUCCAAUUUUUAUAGUUUGUUAAAACUAAGUUAAGCCGCAACUAUUAGAGACUUAAUCUUGAGGUUGUAAAAUUUCUGAUAGUUGCGGCUUAACCAUGUUGGGAGUUUAAAUCGCUAUUAGCUAGUUCUAAAUUGUCCUUUUGUUCUUUUCAGUUUCUGUAAGUGAAAACUGCUGUACUUUAAAUGGAGAAUUCUUACCUUGGUCAUGGUAAGAAUUCCCCAUUUUUUUACCUCGAUAUAAAAUAAGAAUCUGAAACAAGAGGAAUAACAAAAAUACAGAUAAAAUGCAUCAUUUUACACGACAGCACAUUUACCGUCUAGACAGUAAGAACUAUAGCCAGGAAACGUGAUAAAGCGAUUCAUUGUUUUAAGACGACGAAACUACAACUAAAGGGCGCCUAAAAACUAUAUAGUUUUUAUAGUUUUGAGGCGCAUUUUAGAUUCUUAUCCUAUUCAAUUUCAAGCUUGACUUUUCCAUUUCCCUUUUGUAUUUUUGGCGGUUACGGCGUAAACCAACUGCUGUAACACAAAACCAUUUCGGUUUGUACGAAACCAUUUGUCGUCACGCUUAACCAUUUGGGGUCACGCUAAACCAUUUGGGGUCACGCUAAACCAUUUGGGGUCACGCUAAACCAUUUCACUUUACGGUGAUUAGAUUGAUGCGAUACUAAACCAUUGCGGCUUACGAUUAACCAUUUGCCGAUAACCUAAGCCAUUUCACACUUCCCUGAACCGUUUGUGUCAAGUUACUGAACCAAAGUACAGUUAGCUGAACCGUUUGUCAUUUCGACACUGAACCAUUUCAGUUAACACUUGGCCACUCAUGUUUUUAUUGAAUCAGUUCAACUUAGGGUGGCUACACAGCUCCUGAAUUGUAUAAACCAUAUUUUGUUUGAAUAUUUCAUUUCACCAAAGGCGACUUGUCCAUUUGUAUUUUAAAUAAUUCUCUAACGAUAAGAUAAAUCGUUCUCCAAAAGACAAUUAGACUCUAUCUGUUAUUACAAACCAAUUCUAUUUUUGUAUUUUUGGCGGUGACAGCCGCCCAUAUGUGGGCUCUUCUUUCAAUUUACGUUGAAGAAUUUCCGGCUUCAAGCUUGCACAGAUUUAUGGGCCAAGAAUCUCCCUGUUUCAUUUUCACAACGCGCCGUUGCGAUUCUCCGUUCCAUGACAUAGCUUUCGAGUCUUCUUAGUACUUUUUCUGUCUUAGUGACUUUGAAACAUUUUCAUGACGGACUGAGGAAGCAAGGUCGUAAAAUAGUCAAACGUGCUUUCCAUUUCCGCGACAGAGGUAAGAACGCAUGGUUGUAUCAGAUUUUUGAGUAUAAAGUAAAUACUUUUAUUUCAAAUUUUUUUAGUUGAGAUUUCCUCCUUCAAAUGUUCCUCAUCUGUCCGAACUUUCUCUGAUUUCCGACAAUGAAAGACGUUCCUGCAGUUAAGUGACAACGAUUGCCAACUUUUACUUUAUUCUGGCGUGUAUUAACUGUAUUGCCGCUUCGUGUUAGUUAUAAGCUUAUUAAGCUGAGCUUAUUUUAACAAGUUACAGCUUUCGAAUUCACAAAAAUUUGCAAGCAAUGCCUGCCAUUUACCUUGGACAAAAUAAGUCAUUCGGGAGAGUUACAAAGGAUAUCCAAAUUAUCGAUUUGAUUCAGUGCAAGCCCUUUUGAUCGCAACACUUUCAGUUUCGUUUGCGUGUCAUGCGGAGCAUGUACACAAUCGUGUUUGGCACAAGCUUUCAUGUCGGGCUUAUGUACGAAUUAACUUAAUUUGCUCCCGUAUUUACGAUGCAUUUGAUCAAAAAGCGAUAAACGUUUUCAGCGUAUUUCAUGUGUUUAUGUUUAUCAUUUUAUACUGUAGUUUGAAAGUGAUUUUUUCUUUUCGAUAGACAGCUUAGAUUGUCCUUCCAAACUGUACUGUAAAACUGAUUUCCUUGUUAAAUAUUGAGACAAGUUGAUUUUUUUUUCAAAUUCAGCUAGUUAUUUACUGCAAGAGUCCUUUCAAUUAACUACAUUCGAGUUUUAGGAGUCCAAUUCAUCAACUGGUAAUGAUUGAUUAGUGUCUGAGUGAAGUUUUACCUUUUGUCAUCUGCUAAUCAACAUACGAUCAAUCAAUAAUCACACCAACUGAAUGUUUCCGAUCAAUUUUUUUUUUAUCAAAACUGGUUUAGUUCUGCAUGAGGCUGCAUGCAUCCAAGUAUGUGUUUGGUGAUAAUUUAUGUUGUUAUAUGGCAAGGUAGUCUUGGGAUAAAUGUAAAGUUCUGAUUGGUUCUUACUUGGUUAGGAUUUUGCCACAUAAAUCAUCAUUGCACUAUACAGAAAAUCAUAAAACAUGUAAAUUCAUUGUAAACUAAUUUAGUCCAAGUGACAUUGGUGCAUUACAAUUACCUUGCUCUCUUGAGGGGUACUAGGGAAUAUUGGCACCAUGUCAUUCCUAUACUGUUACAACCUUGGGCCAAUAUACCUCUGUAAAGCCCUGGCAAUCAGCUGGUUAUAUAGAAGUUGUAGUGGUUUUUGUAAAAGCGAUAUACACUUACAGGCUAUUUUGAAUUCCAGUUCAAUUGACUUCCUUUUUACUUCACAUUUAUUGAAUUUUUUUGUACAUGAAGACAGCCAGCAAGGAUUAUUUGAUAUUUAAAAAACAACCAGUCAUGAUUAUUAGGAGAAUUAAAGUUAGCAUCAAAGACAAAUCAAUUGUGUGCACAGACAAUGUAAAUAUGGAAUAACUGCAAAAACAAUUAGUUAAAUAUACAUAUACUAAUAAAGCAAAAAUGUCAGCACCUGCACCAAAUUGAAAUCCAUUUCAACAUACAUCAGCAUGCAUAAAUGUAAAUAUUUCACUGUUUUUCCUGUGAUAAAGUGAAACAGUUGAACUAACAAUCACCUAUACAAAUAUGGGCAUCAGCUCAACUGUAGGAAAUUGAAUAAAUGAAAUAUAUCUUUUAUAAGUUUUGACCAGUAAUCCCUAUUUAAAAAUCAAAUAAGAAAAUUUUACUUUGGUGUUGUAAAAUUUGUUUCUUAUGAGAAACGAUUCAGCAUAAACUCUCUCCUCUUGCGGAGACAUGGUGGUCCUAUGAUUAGUGAGGUGGACGCACAGUCAAGAGGCCUGCAUUUGUAGCCUGGCCUGUGCUGGACUCAGGGUCAAGAGGUCUGGGUUCCAGUCAAUGUGUUGUGUUCUCGUGCAAAACACUUUACUCUUACAGUGUCUGUCUCCACCCAGGAGUAUAAAUGGUGGAAUGGACUUCCAUCCUAUCCAGGGCUGGGUAGUAAUACUCCCAGUUGCUUCAUGUGAGGAAACCAGGAUUAAGUAAAGCUCAUGCCCUGGACAGGCCACUUUUCAAAUCCAGAUGGGACCUAACUACCUACCACCUCCUAGUUUAAAUGAUUUAAAUUGCUACUGUUAUGAAUUAUAUAAACUUGAAACACACAGAUGUUGAUUUUUGCCCAAUUUAUUUUAGUCAAUUGCAUAGGAAUGUCUUUGGUAAAUCUUGAAAUUUAUUGUAAUGAGAAGUGAAUUACUAUUUAUUUAAAUAUUAAUGCUUGUUUUCUUCAGUAUAUAUAUCUUUUGUUCUUUUACUGCUUUAAAUAUGUUAUUAAUAUUAAUUGCUUGUGAUUUUGUGUCUAUGUAUCCCUCCCAUUCUCAGAAGGGAAAAAAUAUUUAGUUUAGAAUUGGGUAAUAUGUUGAGCUAAUUUUUUACCAUUUGCAACCAUCUUUUUUUCAGGCCAGGAUGACUUAAAACAGCAACUUUUUGAAAGAAGCAUCCCCUUACAGUUGCUAUGGCUAAAGAAAGAAGUCCAAUUAAGGUUCCAUCUGAAAAUGAAGACUUACCUGACAAAGAAAAUGCUCCAGAUUUUGAUGAGGACACUUUACGAGGUGAGCUAGGUUCAACUUUGGCUUGAGUCACGUUAAAACAUUUUCUAUUCCGCCAGUUUCACUAAUGUAAGCAGAUGUGGAGAAUGAUAUUAAUACACUGCAUGACCACUUUAAAGGAUAUUUGGCCAGUCAUGACUCUCUUCUAUGAUUACAAUAUGUUGUUCAUUGACUGAGAGGAUCUAUGACAUAUUUGUUAUUUUCUUUUCUCAAAGUUCAAAGCAAAUUACACAAAGUUAUAAUAAGUAAAUGCUUUAUUUGAUCAUCAUAGAACAUCCAUUUUGUAAGUUUGCAUCAUAAGUACCAUCAUCAUCAUCAUCUUUCCAUUAUAUUAUGCAACAAUCCAUUGAAAGUUUCAACUUCCCCCCAAGCAACCAAUUUCCAGUAGAGUGCAAGUGUUAUAUCAUUGAAUAUGGAGGUGUUUAACCCUUGACACCCUAACAUCAGUAUCCAUAUUCUCCACACUAGUCUUUCUAUGUUUCUUGUGGUACUGAAAAAGAGAAGUCAUUUGAAGAUCAAUGCUUCUUAGGUUGGUGAUCAUUUCAGGGAAGGGGGACUGCACACAUCCUCCAAGCUUUUCAGGGGAUGGGUCAAGUCAGGCAGGUGCAAAAGUGGCAGCUGGCACUAAAGGAAAAAUCUUCAGAUUUUAAAUCUCCAGAUCUUGGCAGCUCUGCUUAUGCACUAAUUAACUACAACCACGGACUUUGACACAAAUUAUUUUUUAUUUUUUCUUUGCAGCCACAGCUGAUGUUUAUAGGAAUGAGGGUAAUGAGGCCUUCAAGAAAGGAGAUUUCAUCAAUGCUAUUCAUUUUUACACCAAAGGAAUUAAAAUGAACUGCAAUGACAAAGAACUGAAGGCCAAACUGCACAACAACAGGGCUAUUGCACAUUUUAAACUUGGUAAGAUGAUGAGAGCUUUAACAUGCAUUUUUUUUCUAUUUUGAAGCUAUUGAGUUGUCAGUAGUAGUUUUCUGAAAAAGGUGAUAAUUUUGAAAGCAUGCCCGGAAAAAUUUACAUCUUAUCUUGGCCUCUCAAAUAUACAAAGAACUGAAGUAUCCUCUUACCCCAGAUAUCAACGAGCAUCACAAGUUUUUCCCAAAAUUAUAGUAAUGGUAGUUGGUUUGCAACAUGUAUGGCUAAUCAGAGAUAUUUAUUUCAAUAACAGGAAAUCACCAGGAUUCAUUAAGGGAUGCAGAAGCAGCCAUUGGGUUAAAUCCAACUUUCAUUAAGGCAAUUGUGAGAGGUUAGAUAUGUUAGCUGUACUAUAAUAAUAAUAAUAAUAAUAAUAAUAACAAUAAUAAUAAUAAUAACAAUAAUAAUAAAAAAAGAACUCAACACUCUAAGGUUAAAUGGAGUUCAAUCUUGUCUCAAUUGACUUUAAUUAAGAGGUCGAGACCACCCUGAUGUACAUUUGAAUCCAGUUCUUGACUGCUACGCCAUUACUUUGCAUUAAUCAUGAUGAGAAUAUUAUUUUGAGCUGGAUGAAGAACUCAAUGCGGAAUGCAAAGCAAAAUUUCAGCAUGAAUAUUUUAGUUCCUUAAGUUCAAUGAGUCACAGGUGUCAGAUAUGUUAAGAGCAUGUCCACGAGAGCACCGGGCAGUCGUGCUACAUGCCAUCUCACCGAUGUCAAAGAAACUUUGCCAGUUUAAAGGGUCUACCCCAAAACUCAAAAAGACAAACUGGUUUCUGUUUUGGUUUUUUUCUGGGGGGAGAUAGACCACUCCCCCGGUUUUUCUUAGUUUUCACUAAGGAAAUCGCUUCAAAUAGGUAAAAUGUAUGAAGCUCUCACUGCGAUGGUAUUGAACCAAUUACUUUGAGGAUUUGCACACAUAUUUUUACAUCCUUAGUUAAUGUCUGCUGCAAGUAUCAGUCAGUUUGAUGGACGGCUUGUCAAUCAACAGAGGCAAAUAUACGACUGUGUUUUUAGACUUUUCGAUUCAUCCAAAUAUUUGACAACUUUGAGGUCAAAUAUCUCCCGUUGCCAGAAAGCUACAACACUAAUCUUAAUUACCCUUUAUAACCCAUUAUUUCAUCUCUGAAAAUCAUCAAAAAAAUUUGGGCACUACCGUAUUUUUGUCUUGGAUGCCUUUUAAAAUCUGCGACUGUGACAAGUAUCUCCCAACUACACCUGUCACGCAAUUCUUGCUCUAGGCGGUCACUUGACAAAAUAAACCUACAUUUUUUUGCUCUUUAUACAAGAUGAUUGAUCAAGAAAGGUGAAGAAUGUGAAAAACUUUCGAGAAAAACUUUCGAGAUACAUGUAAAAAUCAAUGGGAAAAUCGUAGCGUUUCUUUCUUCAGUCGUUUAUUACUUUGAAGAUUUGCUAAAAACAUCAGAUAUGGCUUUUGUACGGCGCAAAACAUUCAUUAGUCUAUAAUUUGAUGGUUUAUCAUCAUCAUUGCUCAUUUUAGGAGAUUUUAAAGUCACAUGCUGCGUGUUGGCUGAUAUUACUACAUGUUCCAGUGUGCUACAACUUCGGCUUUUAAAGACGAGAAAUUCUGCGCUCUCGCUCGUGAGCAAAUAUCAGUAGUUCUUUCGGACUAAAAACUGUGCUUCUAUCCCGAAAAUAAAAUUCAAAUAGUGUUGUCGUUGUCACUUACCGCCAUCGAACAUUUCCAUGCAGAACUCCGCUAAGCUAACAUCUGUUGUGUGACCCGAAGACUCUCCGUAGGAAUUAUUCAAGCGGGUUGUUCGUGCUAUCUGCUAGAUAACAAUUUCAAAAUAAUCUGCAGCUCACUAUGAUUACUUACCUGCUUCAAUCGUAAAAUAUCUGCAUAUUUUUUUCAAGCAUUCUAUUACUACAUAUAAAUCUACAUCUCUCUAGAUCGAGUGUCGCCGGAGUUUAAUUGCGUGACUUGUAAAAUUUUCAAAUAGGAAUGAGCCAGCAGUAAUUUGACGAGUAGCCUUGCUGCAAAUUUCCCUUGAUGAAAUCCCAAGACAUAGUCAGUUGUUUUCGUAAGCAAAGACAAUAAAUAUGAAAAAAAAAGUGAGAUGCAAAAGUCUUUUUCUUUUUUUUAGCUUAAUAGCAGCUGUACCCUCUCCUGCAGUCUUCGUCUAAAUUUUGCAAGGUCCCUCCUUAUCUUCUGCCUUGUUCGGUCAGUUUCGAAUUCUGAAGGUAAAUCAUUGGCAGCGGCCUCUCCGUCCCCAUUCAUAUUUACAGAGGGGGACCUCAUCAAUGAGUCAAUUUUUGUUACGGCAGAUAACCGGCUAAAGUAUCGAGCAAUUUGCUGCUGUAUCAACCGGUCAGUCUUAGGCAACAUUUCUGGCUGGUGUCGUCCCUUAAACUCGAUAUUUGGGAAAUCACAUUAGAGGCUGUUGCCUUACUAGUUUCCUCCCUUGUCCAGCACACGUCUAGGAGAUAAUUCUCUGCUUUCUGAGAAAAGGUGGCUGUUUUUUGUGUUUUCCAAAGAGCCCAUCCAAAGUCCUCUUGGCUAGUUACAGAUUGUUCGUCAGAAUUUUUACCUGAGGUCCGACCUUGAACGUAGCCAUACCCUAUAGAAUGGCAAGCCGGUCUUAGUCCAUUUCCUCUUGAUCUUAUCCUAGGCGGAAUUUUUUUGUCGGCCUCACUGUGUUUGUCUUUGUCAGGGUACAUUUGGAUGGCAGCCAAUGACUGAAACGUCUUGAUACAUCCUUCUUUUAGCAAGAAUAUCUCGCUUUCUUGUUCCGUCUAUGACGGAUUAGGUAUAGUUCUCGCGAUGACCCGCGUUCAGAAAUCUGUGCACGUUGCUGAUAACCACCCGCUUCUAAGAUUAGUUUGCUGAAGGUUUCUAAUGUGACGAGCCUAGUGAGACCCUGAGGUGCUUCAAACUGUGCCAGUUGGUCUGUGCUAUAAACUUGUCGCAGUUCUUAAGUCAGAGGGAGGAUCGCCCACCUCUAUCUAUGUGAGCGCCUCUACAGUACCUGCGUAUCUCUAGCAAUCAUAUGAUAUAAAGUUCAUCUCAGUCACAAAUCACCAGGUAGGAAAACUGAUGUUCAGAUAAGCGCUCUUCUUGCCCUUCUUCCUUAUUCAUUACCGGCUCUAAGAUAGCGGCUACAGUACGCGUUCUAUUUAGGUUUACAGUCACCUUGCCGCCACCAGGAAGACUCGCCACCAGCUUUGAUUUCUUCUGCCAUCUGCAGAUUCAUCUCUCUCUCACUUUAUGUCUCCGAUUUUUAUGAGGAGGAUACUGGCAUUUACGAACCCGAAGGUCUAAAUCUCGCACCAAGUUGUGCACGAUAUACCCACGAAUUUAGAGGUGUGAGCUGUUUCCGUCCCUGGCCAGCGCGAGAAAAAUAACAUUUGGUUCUACAGUUAGUUGCAAAUGAACAAGACAACUGCACCAUCUUGACUUUAUCAAUUCGAGUGUUAGAUUAAAUUGAGGGCUUUUUAGACACUCGAUUUCUUAUAUGACAUCACUAUGAAGACGUAAUACAACUGAUACACCUACACUAGAUAGGAUUAAGAGAGGUUGUCAGUAAUUUUCGAGAAUCCGGCGACAGAAGCAAAAAUUCAACUUUUUUUUUUAUUUGCUCCAAAAGACCCUUUUAGUGAAUCGUUUUCAAAAAUAAUAUUCAAAAGUUCCAGCGAGUUUUAAUUUUGAAAAAAAAUACGAAAGUUUGAAAUCGGCCAAAACGUACCUAAUUUGCAUAAUUUCUAUUAGGCUUUCAGUGCAUUUUCACAACGCUCGCACAAGACAACGAAAAUGUAUCUUGGAUUCAUUUUUUCGUAAGUUGUUUUUCAUCCCUUGGAGUAGCUUUGUAACUAUAUUUCAUCUCCAACUGAACUUUCUUUCGUUUGUAACCACCCGCGUAAAGUACACUAUCUUUUCUAUUCCGUUUGUACGCUGAAUUUUGCUAUAUUUCAGACGACCAUAACAUCAAGGGUAUACAAAUGUGCAUAAAAUAAAAGAGCUCUUUUCAACGAGAAAUUCUUCGUGUUUAGCAUGUUAAAAUAUUAUUUUUGGCCCGUGAAAAGCAAGCGCUAGACUAAAAUAUAUAGCGUGCAUUUUCACGGAGUUAGGCCAUUUUUCUUGCUGUACUCCUACUGCAAAUCGCACACUAUUGGGACAAAACUCGACGUGUUUGGUCUCUACUUCAGUUUUGAUUCAUCUAAAUAUAUCAAUUUUAGCUUAAAAAAUAACCUACCUUUAUUGUUGAGUGAACAAACCACCGUUUUAGGUAAAAUUUUAGAGUUUUUUUCUCGAAUGCUAAAUAAACAAAUCGCUGUUUACAAAGAUACCAGCUCUGUCGACGUGUUUGUAGCUGAAAUUAGCCCGUCGCAUAUACUGUUCUUCAAUUUACAAUCUAUCCCACUGGCAUAACUUUGAAGUAAAUUACAUGUAACUAGAAAUGUUGUUGUAAUUACGUGAGCGUGAUUUAAAUAAAAUCAUCGCACACAUAAAAUAUUCGAAACAUGUAGUUGUCGCAUGAAAAUACUCGCUUAAUUGUGCGUGAACCUUGUGUGUACAUUCGGUGUUUUGCUCGGUUGCUUUUAUAGAAUUCUACCACUGUCACUGUAAUUAAAAUAGUAUGUUUGUGUAGUCCACCUCUUUAGAUACAUUUUCAAAUCAACUGUAGGUUGGAAUUCUGUUGGUAAAAAUUGUCGAAGAAAUCCGAGAAAAAUGGCAUGUAGCACCGGGCAGUCGUGCUACAUUCUAUCUCACCAAUUUCAACGAAACUUUGCCAGGUUAAGGAUCUACCCCAAAACUAAAAAAGACAAACUGGUUUCUGUCUUGGUUUUUUUCCGGGGGGAUAUAGACCACCCCUCCGGUUUUUCUUGAUCCUUAGUUAAUGUCCACUUCAAGUAUCAGUUAAUUUGAUUGACGUCUUGUCAAUCAACAGAGGCAAAUAAACGACUUAAGUUUUAGACUUUUCGAUUCAUCCAAAUAUUUGACAACUUUGAAAAGUGAGAUGCAAAGAUCUUUAUUAUUUUUUUUAGCUUAAUAGCAGCUGUACCCUCUCCUGCAGUCUUCGUCUAAAUUUACAAGGUCACUCCUCAUCUUCUGCCUUGUUAGAGGCGGUUGCCUUACUAGUUUCCUUCCCUGUCCAGCUCAUGUCAAGGAGAUAAUUCUUUGCUUUCUGAGAAAAGGUGGCUGGUUUUUGUGUUUUCCAAAGAGCCCAUGCAAAGUCCAUUUGGCUAGUUAGGGAUGUUUCGUUAGAAGUUUUCCUGAGGUCCGACCUUGAAUGUAGCCACCCCCUUUAAAAUGGCAAGCCGGUCUUCGUCCAUUUUCUCUUGAUCUUAUCAUAGGCGGAUUUUUUUGUCAGCUUUUUUUGUUUGCCUUUGUUAGGGUGCUUUUGGAUGGCAGCCAAUGACUGAAACGUCUUGAUAAAUCCUUCCUCUUAGCAAGAAUAUCUCGCUUUCUUGUUCUGUAUGUGACGGAUUGAAUAUAGUUCUCGCCAUGACCCGCGUUCAGGGAUCUGUGCACGUUGCUGAUAACCACCCACUUCUACGAUUAGUUGCUGAAGGUUUCUAAUGUGAUGAGCCUAGUGAGACCCUGAGGUGCUCCAAACUGUGCCAGUUGGUCUGCGCUAUAUAAACUUGUCGCAGUUCUUAAGUCAGUGGGAGGAUCGCCCACCUCUAUCUAUGUGAGCGCCUCUACAGUACCUGGGAAUCUCUAGCAAUCAUAUGAUAUAAAGUUCAUUUCAGUCGCAAAUCAUUAGUUAGGAAAACUGAUGUUCAGAUAAGCGCUCUUCUUGCCCUUCUUCCUUAUUCAUUGCUGACUCUAAGAUAGCAGUUAUAGUACGCGUUCUAUUAGGUUUACAGUCACCUUACCACCAGGAAGACUCGCCACCAGCUUUGAUUUCUUCUGCCAUCUUCAGAUUCACCUCUCUCUCAACUUUACGACUCCGAUUUUUAUGACGAGGAUACUGGCAUUUACAAACCCGAAGGUCUGAAUCUCAUACCAAGUUGUGCACGAUAUUUGAGGCGUAUCGUGAAAUCGCGGCCUUCGUAAUCUCCAAAUAAGCCAGUGCGCGCUAGAAUAAGCUUCUUCUCGGACGAAACUCAUAUUUAGGGUACAUUGACGUCUUUCAAAUGUUUUUUUUUUAUGCUGUACACCCACGAGUUUAGAGGUGUGAGCUGUUGCCGUCCUUGGCCAGCGCAAGAAUUGAGACCUUUUUGGACACUCGAUUUCUUAUAUGGCAUCACUAUGAAGACGUAAUACAACUGAUACACCUACAUUACAUAGGAUUAACAAUGUCUGUUGCGCUGUUGCGAGAGGGAGGAAAACAUUACCGGCAGUGUAAAUUCUUUAAGAGUUUCAGAGACUUUUCAGAGAUGUCUCUUUGGCUGUCACAAAAAAUUGACCCUCUCUUAAAUUUACUGGGAAAAAUGAACUUACAAACUCCUUACAAACAAUUUUGCUUUUUCCUCGGGCUGUUAUAAAACAGAUCAUAAAUUGACCAGUGAAUAAAUUAUUUUGAAGCAUCGUUCGGAAUUUGCCUUUUUUGCGUUCAAAUCAAGGGUAGACAAAGUUUAUAAAACAUUUGACAAGAAUUUCAUGGGGUUCACCUCGAUAAUUUUCAAGACACACCAAGCAAAGUGACAUCGCCCUCCAGUAAAAUAAUUUUCCAAAGAAUAAAUGUGGCGAGCGUGGGGAAACGCACGUUUUUUUUCAUUAUUGUGAUCAAAGCCCAAUGAUGUACCUAAAUUGGUACUUACGGAAUCAAACCAUUGAUUAUGACGGGGUGAGCUUAAUUUUUCUGUCGAGGUCGACGUGACUUCACAUUAGAAGCGUUUUUAAAACAAACUAUUGAGCAUCACUGCACGAACUGAGGAAGUAAAAACUUGUAUUUAUCUCCCACGCAUUUCGUCUAACAAUAGUAGACUUCAUCAAUGAGUUUUACAAGUAGGGUAAAUAAGCUUUCUCAUAUACAAAUAGUAAAUAAGUUGUCUCUUUAUUGAAGCCAGUGGAUAUAAUUCGCCAGGCGCGCUUACCGUGUUAUACAUGCGUGACAUUUUUCGGACGUUACAUGUACGAGUACGUAAUCUGUUUGAAGGUCACAGAUUUAGUGUAAAUAUUUGACCCCUCGACGUCACGUAAUGUGUCUAGUUUACAGAGGUCUUAAAAAGCUUCAUUACUUGGAUUUGCCUUCUGCGCGUAGAGGGCUACAAGCGAAUUUCUCGGGUGUAAUUGCUUUUGAUUUCUCAACUGAUGUUGUCGCAAACACAGCUUUUGGGAGUCACGAAACAAAAAACUUAUCAGGACCUAGUUUCAUGUACUAAUGGAAGUAAAUGGCAAAUAAAAACAUAUUCUCUUGAGAAAUAAAGUUAUAAAUAACAGGGGUUCUUUGAAACAAAUUGUGAUAGAAAAGGUUUCAGUUCUGGUCAAUAUUGACUUUUCAUAGCCUACUUCCGAAUCUGAGGGAACGCGCUGAGGGAAUAAAAAAAACAUACAUGUGUGAUAUUGCAAGGAGAAGAAUAAAAACACAAAUAAAGAAAAAGGAAAAAAAAUAGAAACUCGUGUUGCAGUGCGCAGAUAUCUUUUGAGCCAGACCUACACACUUAUGCCCGACACCACGCAAAGAAACUCGAAAGAGUGCUGUAUAUGAACUUGUUCGCACGUGCACGCAGGAAUGGCCAUGACAAUCAGCGAAAAUAAUAGCAAAUGCAGAUUAUAUUUGCAGUCAAAAAACAGGCAAAUAAGAUAAAGAAAAAUAAGAUAAAGGAAAUUAUAAUAAGAUAAAGAAAAAAAAAACAAUUUUUACUUCUCAUGAAAGGUCACGCAGUUAGGCUACAAAUACUAUUUCUACGUGGAAUUUCUUGAUGGUGGAAAGUGGAAAAACCAUUCUCCAGUCUUAUUUUCCGGAAACAUGGCGCAGUUAAUGAAUUUUAUGGGGCUAUUGAUAUUUCCUAUAAAAUAAGGGGGCAGAGUUUCCCGUCAUCCGCGUUCUGGAAAAGCCGAAAUUGUUACACUCGGGAACUUGUACGUCAACAAGCACGCGACAUGUGAAUUUUAAAUCUCCUCUCCUGUUACAGUUUCCUUAUUGUGAACUGUGCGAUAAUGAUAAUACACAAUCUAAUUGUAGACUAAUGAAUGUUUUGGUUUUGUACAAGUGCCCUAUAUCCUGAUUUUAGCAAAUCUUUAAAGUAAUAAACGACAGACGAAAGAAACGCUACGAUUUUCCCAUCGAUUUUUCAGCAAAAAACACGUCAACAGAGCUGGUAUCUUUGUAAACAGCGAUUUGUAUAUUUAGCAUUCGAGAAAAAUUAACUCUAAAAUUUUACCUAAAACGGUGGUUUGUUCACUCAACAAUGAAAGUAAGUUACUUUUUAAGUUAAAAUUGAUAUAUUUAGAUGAAUCAAAACUGAAGUAGAGACCAAACACGUCGAGUUUUAUCCCAAUAGCGUGCGAUUUGCAGAAGGAGUACAGCAAGAAAAUGGCCUAACUCCGUGAAAAUGCACGCUAUAUAUUUUAGUCUAGCGCUUGCUUUUCACGGGCCAAAAAUAAUAUUUUAACAUGAUAAACACGAAGAAUUUCUCGUUGAAAAGAGCUCUUUUGUUUUUUAUGUACAUUCGUAUACCCUUGAUGCUAUGGUCGUCUGAAAUAUAGCAAAAUUCAGCGUACAAACGGAAUAGAAAAUAUAGUGUACUUUAUGCGGGUGGUUACAAACGAAAGAAAGUUUAUUUGGAGAUGAAAUAUAGUUGCAAAGCUACUCCAAGGGAUGAAAAACAACUUAUGAAAAAAUGAAUCCAAGAUAAUUUUUCGUUGUCUUGUAUGAGCAUUGUGAAAAUGCACUAAAAGCCCAAUAGAAAUUAUGCAAAUUAGGUACGUUUUGGCCGACUUCGAACUUUCGUAUUUUUUUCCAAAAUAAAAACUCGCUGGAACUUUUGAAUAUUAUUUUUGAAAACAAUUCACCAAAAGAGUCUUUUGGAGCAAAUAAAAAAAAGUUGAAUUUUUGCUUCUGUCGCCGUAUUCUCGAAAAUUACUGACAUCCUCUCUUAACAAUGUCUGUUGCGCUGUUACGAGAAGGAGGAAAAUAUUACCGGAAGUGUAAACUCUUUUUAAAAAGAGUUUCAGAGACGUUUCAGAGAUGUCUAUCUUUGAUCGGCUGUCACAAAAAAUGACCCCCACUUACAUUUACUAGGAAAAAUGAACUUCCCAACUCCUUGUUGAAAAAAUUGGAAUUCAUUUGACCGAUACGCCGGUUGUUUCAAUUUUUCUUUUUCCUCGGGCUGCUAUAAAACAGUUCAUAAAUUGACUAAUGAAUAAAAUGUUUUGAAAUACCGUUCGGAAUUUGCCUUUUUUUUUCUGCGUGCAAAUCAAGGGUAGACAAAGUUUUUAAAACAUUUGACUACAAUUUCAUAGAGUUCACCUCGAUAAUUUUCGUCGGCCAGAGUCAAGAUGCGCCAAGGUAAGCGACAUCACCCUCUAUUAAAAUAAUUUUUCAAAGAAUAAACGUGGCGAGCGUGAGGAAACGCACAGUUUUCUCAUCAUUGUGAUCAAAGCCCAAUAAUGUACCUAAAUUGGUACUUACAGUCUCAAACCAUUGAUUAUGACAGGGUGAGCUUAAUUUUUCUGUCGAGGUCGACGUGACUUCACAUUAAAAACGUUUUUGACGGAACAAACUAGUGAGCAUCACUGCACGAACUGAGAAAGUAAAAACUUGUAUUUAUCUCCCACGCGUUUCGUCUGACAAUAGUAGACUUCAUCAAGGAUUUUUUCAAGUAGGGUAAAUAAGGUUGUUCAUAUACAAAUAGUAAAUAAGUUGUCUCUUUGCUAUUGAAGCCAGUGGAUAGAAUUGGCCAGAUGCGCCUACGGUGUUAUACAUGCGUGACAUUUUCCGGACGUUACAUGUACGAGUACGUGAUCCGUUUGAGGGUCACAGAUUUAGUGUAAAUAUUUCACUCCUCAACAUCACGCAAUGUCUCUAGUUUACAGAGGUCUUAGAACGUUUCAUUAUAUGGAGUUGCCUUCUGCGGGUAGAAGGCUACAAGCGAAUUUCUCAGGCGUAAUUGCCCUUGAUUUCUCAAUUGAUGUUGUCGCAAACACAGUUUUUGGGAGUCACGAGACAAAAAAACUUAUCAGGACCUAGUUUCAUUUGCUAAUGGAAAUAAAUAGCAAAUAAAAACACAUUUUCUUGUGAAAUAAAGUCACAAAUGACGGGGGUUCUCCGAAACAAAUAGUGAUAGAAAAGGAUUUCAGUUCUGGUCGAUAUUGACUUUUCAUGGCCUACUUCCAAAUCUGAGGGAACGCGCUGAGGGAAUAAAAAAACAUAAAUGUGUGAUAAUGCAAGCAAGAGAAUGAAAAUCCAAAUGAAGAAAAAGGAGAAAACAUAGGAACCCGUGUUGCAGCGUGCAGAUAUCGUUUGAGCCAGACCUACACACCUAAGCCCGACACCACCCGGAGAAACUCGAAAGAGUCCUGUAUAUGAACUAGCUCGCACGUGCACGCAGGAAAGGCCAUGACAAUCAGCGAAAAUAAUAGCAAAUGCAAAUGAUAUUUGCAGUCAAAACACAGGAAUAUAUGAUAACAGAAGGAUUAAGAACUUUCUAGAAGUGUCUUCUUGAAAAAAAAGAUGAACAAUUUUUACUUCUCAUGAAAGGUCACGCAGUAACCCUACAAAUAUUACAACUACAAUACUAUACGUGGUAUUUUUUGAUGGUGGAAAGUGGAAAAAACAUUUUCCAGUCUUAUUUUCUGGAAACAUGACGUAGUUAAUGAAUUUAUGGGGCUACUGGUACUGGCUCCUACCAAAUAAGGGGGGCAGAGUUUCCUGUCAUUCGUGGUAUGGAAAAGCCGAAGUUGUUACACUCGGGAACUUGUAUGUCAACAAGCAUUCGACAUGUGACUUUAAAAUCUCCUCUCCUGUUACAGUUUCCUUAUUGUAAACUGUGCGAUGAUAAUAAUAGACGAUCAAAGUAUAGGCUUAUGAAUGUUUUGUUCUGUACAAGAGCUCUAUGUCCUGAUUUUAGCAAAUCUUCAAAGUAAUAAACGACUGAAGAAAGAAACGCUACGAUUUUGCCAUUGAUUUUUCGUCUACAUGCAUCUCUCUAAACGUAAAACUUUCUAUUCCUACAAAAAAUCUCGAAAGUUUUUCAUAUUUUUUACCUUUCUUGAUCAAUCAUCUUGUAUAAAGAGCAAAAAAAUGUAGGUUUAUUUUGUCAAGUGAUCGCCUAGAGCAAGAAUUGCGUGACAGGUGUAGUUGAGAGAAACUUGUCACAGUCGCAGAUUUUAAAAGGCAUCCAAGACAAAAACACGGUAGUGCCCAAAUUUUUGGAUGAUUUUCAGAGAUGAAAUAAUGGGUUAUAAAGGGUAAUUAAGAUUAGUGUUGUAGCUUUCUGGCAACGGGAGAUAUUUGACCUCAAAGUUGUCAAAUAUUUGGAUGAAUCGAAAAGUCUAAAAACACAGUAGUAUAUUUGCCUCCGUUGAUUGACAAGCCGUCGAUCAAACUGACUGAUACUCGCGGCGGCCAUUAACUAAGGAUGUAAAAAUAUGUGUGCAAUUACUCAAAGUAAUCGGUUGAAUACCAUCGCAGUGAGAGCUUCAUACAUUUUACCUAUUUGAAGCGAUUUCCUUGGUGAAAACCAAGAAAAACCGGGGGGGGGGUGGUCUAUCUCCCUCCGGAAAAACUAAAACAGAAACCAGUCUGUUUUUUUUUAGUUUUGGGGUAGACCCUUUAAAUUGGCAAAGUUUCACUAAAAUCGGUGGGAUGGCACGUAGCACGACUGCUGGUGUUCUCGUGGACACGCUCUUAAGUCACUAUCUGGCUGUUUUAAAAAGAAGCAUCAGGACUUAACUCUUAGCGUUUUUGUGGGAGUUGUUGAUCCCAAUUUAAAUGUUCUUGGAAGUUUUAAUUGUCUGUAAAGCUAAAUAAAUCUAACUGAAACCUAAUAGGGCCUGUUUAUUCUUUUCCGUUUAGUUUUUUUGUUUUGUUUUGUUUUGUCUUUUUUUUUCUUCUGGUCUGUAAUGAUUUCAAUGGUUUCAGGUUCUUUUCUCGGAAUUGAGCUACAGUAAAGUAUGCUUCUUUGUGUUGUUGCCUGCAGGAGCCACUGCUUGUGUUGAAUUGAAGAGAUUUGAAGAAGCAAUCAGUUGGUGUGAUAAGGGACUAUCAGUAUCCUUUGAAGGAAUCUUUCAUUUUUAACCGUGGGUAUAAUGGAAAUAGUUUCCAUAAUUUGAUGUUUCAAGGGAGAAAAUACAAAGAAGGGUAUUAAUUAUGAUGGGAACUUGUCAGCUCACAUACUUUAAGUGUGUGUCAUUAAGACACGUAGGAAAAGUUAUUACCUCAUGACUUAUUAAAGAAAUUACUCAUUUUAGCCAAUUUGACUUAGUUAUACUAUCCAUGCCAAUAACUGGUACAUUAGUUUAGAUAACCCUUUAAUUCAGAGACCAAGUUUGUAAUUAUCCUUACUGUUAACCGUACGAUUUUUGUAAUGUUAGUUCAAAGAAUUCAGCACUGGAUCAACUAAUUAUCCCCAAAUUGAUAUUUUUUUUACUCUCAACACUCAUCUGAUUGAUAUUGUAUUGCUAUUGUAAGGAAAAGUUCUCUCUUGGUCACUUAUGGGAGUUAAAGGGUUAAAAGACUAAUAUUCAUCCAGUUUAUACAUGGUACGUGGGUAGAUGAUCUCUCUAAAACAAGCCAGAACAAAAAGCUCAGUAAUGUUUAGAUAUCUUAUGCAGAUUUUCUUGCCUUCGACCUUUUUCCACUUCUUAGAGACUCGGAAACUUUCGUCCUGCUUUCCUAUGGACAAAUAAAAACUUUAAAGACACGUAUUGGUGUUGUAGACUCAUUUCUUCCACUCCUGUAAAACAUUCGUCUGCUGUUAAAGCUAUAUUAAUUUAAAAAUUGAGCAAGUGCUGCUCAGUUUUUGGAAACUAGGGAUUAAAUUUAGAUAUUUCGCGUUAAAUUUUGAGGCUGCACACUGAAAAAAGAUUUUUUGAAAUGUAAAUUUACUUCAUAAUUGACUUUAAGACUGAAUGUUGAUAAAACAUCUAUCUUUCAUGCAAGCCCUCCUGAAGGGCCAUUUUAUAGUUGUGUACUUAGUUGCCAAGCCUUUGAUUUGGAGUAAAGCUGAAGAUGACCUUGUUGUGAUAGAUACCAGUGUCUAGAAACGAUAAUAACAAAGUAGUUUGCCUUAAAUAGCAGCAAUGUUUUUAUUAUAACAAGGUCACCCUUAGCCACACUCCUGUUCAAAGGCUUGGGAACCAAGCACGCAAAUGUUAAAAUGGACUAUCAUAAAUCAAUAUGAUCAGAAAAAUAAUAUUUUUUUGUUUUUUCCACAUUUUUAACCCUUAACAUAAAAUAAGAUUGACAAAAACAAUAGGAUCUUGUUGUCAUUAAGACUUCAGUCUGUCAGUGAAGUGGGAGAUAAGUCCAUGGAGGAAAAAGAUCCUAUUAGUCAUGACCAUGGUAGUGCAAGUUCAGGUGAUGUCAAGAAAGUCAUAGAUCUCUAUAAUCGGGGAGAAAAAGCCAUAAAGUACCUCAACCUAUAUCUUAAAAAAGCUAAAGAAGUAGGAGACAAGCAUGGGGAGGGUAACGCUUAUGGCAAUCUUGGCAAUGCUUAUCACCGUCUGGGUGAUUUCAAAAAAGCCACAGAGUACCACAACCUACAUCUUAAAAUAGCUAAAGAAGUAGGAGACAAGCAUGGGGAGGGUAACGCUUAUGGCCAUGUUGGCAAUGCUUAUCACCGUCUGGGUUAUUUCAAAAAAGCCAUAGAGUACAACAACCUACAUCUAAAAAUAGCUAAAGAAGUAGGAGACAAGCAUGGGGAGGGUGGUGCUUAUGGCAAUCUUGGCAAUGCUUAUAGGAGUCUGGGUGAUUUCAAAAACGCCAUAGAGUACCACAACCUACAUCUUAAAAUAGCUAAAGAAGUAGGAGACAAGCAUGGGGAGGGUGUUGCUUAUGGCAAUCUUGGCAAUGCUUAUUACCGUCUAAGUGAUUUCAAAAACGCCAUAGAGUACCACAACCUACAUCUUAAAAUAGCUAAAGAAGUAGGAGACAAGCAUGGGGAGGGUGGUGCUUAUGGCAAUCUUGGCAAUACUUAUAUUAGUCUGGGUGAUUUCAAAAACGCCAUAGAGUACCACAACCUACAUCUUAAAAUAGUUAAAGAAGUAGGAGACAAGCAUGGGGAGGGUAACGCUUAUGGCAAUCUUGGCAAUGCUUAUCACCGUCUGGGUGAUUUCAAAAACGCCAUAGAGUACCACAACCUACAUCUUAAAAUAGUUAAAGAAGUAGGAGACAAGCAUGGGGAGGGUAACGCUUAUGGCAAUCUUGGCAAUGCUUAUCACCGUCUGGGUGAUUUCAAAAAAGCCAUAGAGUACCACAACCUAGAUCUUAAAAUAGCUAAAGAAGUAGGAGACAAGCAUGGGGAGGGUAACGCUUAUGGUAAUCUUGGCAAUGCUUAUUUUAGUCUGGGUGAUUUCAAAAAUGCCAUAGAGCACCACAAUCUACAUCUUAAAAUAGCUAAAGAAGUAGGAGACAAGCAUGGGGAAGGUAACGCUUAUGGCAGUCUUGGCAAUGCUUCUGACUGUCUGGGUGAUUUCAAAAAAGCCAUAGAGUACCACAACCUACAUCUUAAAAUAGCUAAAGAAGUAGGAGACAAGCAUGGGGAGGGUACCGCUAAUGGCAAUCUUGGCAAUGCUUAUAUUAGUCUGGGUGAUUUCAAAAAAGCCAUAGAGUACCACAACCUACGUCUUAAAAUAGCUAAAGAAGUAGGAGACAAAUGCUUGGAGGCAAUUGCCUACUAUUCAUUAGGAUCCGUUUUUGAGUUGCAAGGUGGACUGCCAAAAGCCGUUGAACAUUACCAAGCCAGCAUAAACUUAUUCAAUUCCUUGAGAGAACUUCUAAAAUCUAAAGAUGAGUGGAAAGUUAAUUUUCGAAAUCAGCAUCAAAUAGCGUAUACGGGUUUGUGGAGAGUUCUCGUAGAACAAGGUAAUGUAGAUGAAGCCUUAUUUGUUGCUGAGAAAGGACGAGCUCAAGCUCUGACCGACCUCAUGGAAUCCAGUUUUUGUGGUGGAACAAGUCACCACAAGGGAGAAGAUGAAGAUUUCGCAGUUUUAAAAAACGUUCCAUCAAACACUGUCUUUCAGGCAGUGGACAAAGCUCACGUCAAUCUCUGGGUUGUGUCCGGAGGAAAGCAAGUUCAGUUAAGACAAAGUAAACUCAAAGGUUUUGUUUCAGAGAAUAGUGGAUCUAGCCAGUCCUUUGAGUCGUUCAUGCUCGGUGUCUAUACACAACUUGGUGUUUGUUCUAAUGUGAGAUGCGAGAAUCGAUCUUUAGAUGCUUUGAGGGAGGGCCGUUCAAAAGUGGAUGAGAAAACCAAAGAAGCCAACCCUCAACCUCACAUCCAACAAGACGGAUGCUUGAGCAGUUUGUAUAAUAUCGUUAUUAAGCCGGUGGCUGACUUGAUUGAAGGGGAUGAGCUACUCAUUAUUCCUGAUGGGCCCCUGUGGAUCGCUCCUUACGCUGUAUUGAAGGAUGGUAAUUCUAAAUACCUGUGUGAAUCGUUCACAAUCCGAGUCGCUCCAUCGUUAGCAAGUCUUAGACUCAUUGCCGAUUGCCCAGAUGAUUAUCACAAAAGCAGUGAUGCGUUACUUGUAGGAGAUCCCUGGGUAUCCGAGGUUACUAACAGCGAGGGAGAGAAAGUCCUCGAGCAGCUUCCGUGUGCUAAAGAAGAAGUAGAAAUGAUCGGAAAAAUUCUGAAUAUCACGCCAAUCACUGGCAGACAAGCCACGAAACGUGAGGUGUUGAAAAGACUCAGUUCUGUUUCCUUAGUUCACUUUGCGGCACACGGAUGUGCGGAAACUGGCGAAAUUGCUCUUACACCUGACCUAGACCGAAUAUCUACUGUGCCUACGGAGAAGGGGGAUUACAUUUUAACGAUUCGAGAUGUGUUGAAUGUUCAACUUCGCGCCAAACUUGUUGUGCUCAGUUGCUGCCACAGUGGUCGGGGCGAGAUCAAGGCCGAAGGUGUGGUUGGCAUUGCGCGCGCUUUUAUGGGGGCUGGUGCUCGGUCUGUUGUGGUGUCCUUGUGGGCGAUUGAUGACGAGGCUACUCUCCAGUUCAUGAAAUGCUUUUAUCAACACCUUGCAGAAGGUAAACCUACAAGCAAGUCACUGAACCUGGCCAUGAAAAGCCUCAGAGAAUCAGAUGAGUUCCACGAAAUCAAGUACUGGGCGCCCUUUUUGCUGAUUGGAGAUGACGUCACUCUUGAU
This is a messenger RNA of Pocillopora meandrina, 33316 nucleotides long. Lineage: Eukaryota; Metazoa; Cnidaria; Anthozoa; Scleractinia; Pocilloporidae. The record is from the annotation of a GenBank genome assembly.